Molecule: messenger RNA, 1770 nt
Organism: Closterium sp. NIES-67
Lineage: Eukaryota; Viridiplantae; Streptophyta; Zygnematophyceae; Desmidiales; Closteriaceae
Source: the annotation of a GenBank genome assembly
AUUUCCCAGAUUCCUCUUUAUUUCCUCCUCGCUCCACCAUGCCCCCCGCUAUUGCCGCCGCAGCAUCUGUUUCUGCAACCGCUGUCGUCACCUCUGCUGCUCGGCGCGCUCCGCGCGUUGCCUCCUCCCACUCCUGUGUCUUGUCAUCUCUGACAGGGUCACUGAGGCGCCUUACCACUGCAUCUUCCCCGCGUUUCUCCGCGCAAGUCUCUUCGCGCGCGCUUGUUCCGCGGAGGAGUGUUCUGACCGCGCUGUCUUCCGCCUUUGCGCUCUCAGCAGCGCGUUCCGUUUCCGUUGCUUCCCCCGGCUUCCCCGCGCAGAAGCUUCCCGUUUCGCCCGUUACAGUCACCCCGAGAGGCAUGGCAGGAGAGGGUGACAAUAGCGGUGGCGCUGCGAAAGCCAAGAAGGUGCUUGUACCGAUCGCGACGGGGACGGAGGAGAUGGAAUCUGUGAUUAUAACGGAUGUGCUUCGCCGCGCGGGAGCGGAGGUGGUGGUCGCGUCGGUGGAGCCUCAGAAGGCCGUCGUCGCGUCGCGCGGAGUGAAGCUCGUCGCUGAUGACGUCAUCACUUCGGUCGUGGAUACGGACUUUGACCUCGUCGUUUUGCCCGGAGGCAUGCCAGGCUCAGAGCACCUGAGGGACAGCGCCCCUCUGAAGCAGAUAGUUGAGCGCCACAUGUCGCUCCCCAAUUCGUCCGUGGCUGCCAUCUGUGCCGCCCCCGUCGUGGCCCUUCAGUCCUGGGGCGUUCUGACUGCCACGAACAAAGCCACAGCCCACCCAGCCUUCUCUGAUAAGUUGACUGGCGUUGACCCGGCUAUCACUGCAGCUCGGGUCGUUGAAGACGGUAACCUGGUUACCAGCCGCGGCCCUGGAACGGCGAUCGAGUUUGCGCUUGCACUGGCAACUCGGCUGUUUGGGGAGGCGAAAGCAGCAGAAGUAGCCGCUGGGAUUGUUGCUGCAACAGGGGAUGGGUCGGAUGUGCUGCGUGUAGUGGAGAAUACGGAUAAGAUUCCCAAGCCGAAGAAGGAAGGGGAAGAGGUGACUGUGCUGGUCGCAGUGGCGGAUGGGACAGAGGAUGUGGAGGCUGUUGUUCCCAUUGAUGUGCUCGUGCGUGCAGGAGCCAAGGUUACCGUUGCUUCUGUCACGGAUUCUCUUGACUUGAAGCUGCGUUGCGGGACGAAUCUCACAGCUGACACCACCCUUGCUGAUGUGGCUGCUGCUGGGCGCAAGUUCGACCUCGUCUUCGUUCCUGGGGGUAUUCCGGGGGUAAAUCACCUUCGUGAUAGCAUCUUACUGGAUGGCAUUCUGCGGGAGCAAGUGGCAGAUGGGCGGCUCUGUGCAGCCAUCUGUGCUGCGCCUGUCGUGGUACUCCAGUCCAAGGGGCUGCUUCAAGGGAAGAAGGCGACUGCACACCCAUCUUUAUCUGACCAGCUGCCAGACCAGUCAGUGGUGCCUGCUCGUGUUGUGGUGGACGGGCCAAUAGUGACGAGCCGAGGGGCGGGAACGGCGUUUGAGUUUGCUCUGACCCUGGUGGAGUACCUGUUUGGGAAGGAGAAGGUUGUGGCAGUUGCCAAGCCUAUGGUCAUGAGCCCUGCUCUUGUGCCCAUGCCUAUGCCUAUGUAGUGUGUGUGGGGGGAGUCCUGUGUUAUGUCGUCUUCAUAGAUUAGCGAAGCAACCAGUAUCUCACUUCUAUGGUAGUAUGUGCAUUGUCUCGUGGUGGGUGAACUCCUGCAAAUGUAGGGCACACACUAUCCUGUCCCAUGUGCAUAUU